Molecule: messenger RNA, 1557 nt
Organism: Rhinocladiella mackenziei CBS 650.93
Lineage: Eukaryota; Fungi; Ascomycota; Eurotiomycetes; Chaetothyriales; Herpotrichiellaceae
Exons: 2
Coding region: 1-1557 (518 amino acids)
Biological process (GO): ribosomal large subunit biogenesis
Cellular component (GO): preribosome, large subunit precursor
Molecular function (GO): nucleic acid binding; zinc ion binding
Source: RefSeq, a predicted model, not a curated record
AUGGCUACCGUCGCCCCUCCGGAUAUCUCGCAAACUCAUCCUUAUACCUGUAAUUCCUGCGCAGUCGCGUUCCGCAAUAGCGAUGCCCAACGAUCUCACAUGCGAAGCGACUGGCACAGAUACAAUUUGAAGAGAAGAUUAGCAGAACUGCCUGCGGUAUCAUCCGAAGAUUACAACGAGAAAGUUCUGGCCGCUCAAGCAACCAACAAUGCCGCCGCUGCUCAAGCCGCCUAUGCCAAAGCUUGCACAACGUGCCAGAAGACCUACUACAGUGAAAAUGCCUACCAGAACCACGUCGCCAGCAAGGCACACAAUGCGAGGGAAUUGGCACUUGGCAGAGGUUCAAGGGCCGAUACAAGUUCCACCGUUGGAUCUCUAGAUUCAACUGCCGACUCUACAGCAGAAUCGGAAUCUCGAGACCUCGAGGCCGAAGCCGAGUUUGAGCAAGUGGUGGCGGGAAUGAAGAAGACUUCCAUCAAAGAUGUUCCUGGAAUAACACGGAGACCUUCAGCACCCCCGCCAGAUGCAGAACCCCGAGAAGAACAUCCCAUGUCACCAGAGAAGCCUCGAUUAUCGAACAUCCCUCUAUCUCGAUGUUUGUUCUGUAACUACGACUCGCCUACGUGGAAACUCAGUGUUUCGCAUAUGACGAGAAUUCACGGUCUUUUCAUUCCUGAACAAAAUUACCUGGUGGAUUUGGAAGGAUUAUUGAGGUACAUGCAAGCCAAAAUCUAUCAAAACUACGAGUGUUUGUACUGCCACAAACUUCGAGGGAAUGCGGAAGGCGUACAGACCCAUAUGAGAGAUAAAGGCCAUUGCAAAAUUGCUUUCGAGUCGGAAGAAGAAAUGAUUGAGGUGGGACAAUUUUAUGACUUCUCAAGCACAUACUCCGAUGACGGCACAGAUGAGGAUGCUGAGAUGGAUGGUACGAGAUCCAAACAAAAUGGAGGUGUCAAAUUGGAGGGUGGAGCACAAGAUGAGGCCGACGAUGGCUGGGAAACAGAUUCUUCAUUCUCAUCCCUGGACACCAACGAACUUGCUUCCGUACCGAACGAUGACCGCACGCUUUCCUAUCAACGCCUCCCAAUGCACAGACAUCAUUCUAACACCGAUCCAAGACCUCACAAAAACGCGGAUGGUUUUCAUUCUCAUGCACACAACCAUAACAAUGCAGUUUUCUACGAUGAAUAUGAAAUGCAUCUUCCCGGUGGCCGGGUGGCCGGGCACAGAAGCUUAAAGAAAUACUAUAGACAAAAUUUGUAUUCUUAUCCGACGGCGGCGGAACGAAUGGAACGGGCCCAGAGAUUGAUUGAGGAAGGCAGCUCGGAGGAUGCAGAAAUGGAUGACGCAGACCUUCCCGCCACGCCUCCUCGCAAUAGUCUCAUGAGACGAGGAGAAGCCGGUAUGCUCGGUGCAACAAGUCAGCAGAGACGUGACGUUCGUGCUCAAGAGAUCCGAAGCAGACAAAAGGAGAGACGAGCGCAAAAUCGAUAUCAGGCAAAACUGGAGAAACAGAACAACCUCCAGAAGCACUACCGAGACCCUUUGCUACAGUGA